AUGCAAGCGCGGCGUCUGGCCAAGCGCUCCAGCCUGGGCAGCCGGCGCUUGAGCACGGCGGGGCCGCCGUCGGCCGCUCAGCCUUUCCCGGAGCCGGGCGCCCGCGGUGCGCCGAAGCCCGAAAACUCCUGGAGGCCGCCCCGGCGGGAGGGCUCGGCGGCCGCCCUCGAGGAAGAGGACGAGGAGGAAGACGUGGUGGUCGACGUGGAGGAGGAAGACGACGCCGACGAGGCGGAGGCGCCCGGCUUGGGCAGCCCCCUGUCCGACCUCGGCGGGCCGGGCAAGGGCCACGCGGCCGUCCGGGCAAACCUCAAGGCAACCAACAUAAAGCGUGAAAUGACCUUCACAGUAUUUCACCAGGAGGACCUAAAAAGUGAUCUGAAUCAAAAACUAUCAGACCAACAGCUUUUUCUAUUGGCCAUGAAGGAAGAAGAUUCAAAAACAGCAGACACCAAAAAACCUGGCAGAGUCCAUGAGCACGAAAAAGAAAGCACUCGUUCGAUCUGCCUUCUUGAACAGAAGCGCAAAGUUGUAUCUUCUAAUAUUGAUGUGCCUCCUGCAAGAAAAUCUUCAGAAGAACUGGAUAUGGAUAAAGUCACGGCAGCUAUGGUACUAACCAGUUUAUCCACCAGCCCUUUGGUCCGCAGCCCUCCUGUUCGGCCCAAUGAGUCCUUAAAUGGAUCUUGGAAAGAAGGAGGAUUUGUGCCUUCUAGUACCAGCAGCAGUGGGUAUUGGAGCUGGAGCGCUCCAAGCGACCAGUCAAACCCAUCUACCCCAUCACCACCUCUCUCGGCCGACAGCUUCAAACCAUUUCGAUUGCCCUCUCAAACAGAUGAUGGCAUUGAUGAGGCUGAAACUAGCAGCCUCCUCUUUGAUGAGCCCAUUCCUAGAAAAAGGAAGAAUUCAAUGAAGGUCAUGUUUAAAUGCCUUUGGAAAAACUGCGGAAAGGUACUGAGCACAGCUGUUGGCAUUCAAAAACACAUCCGGACCAUUCACCUUGGGCGUGUAGGUGAAUCUGACUACAGUGAUGGAGAGGAAGAUUUUUACUACACAGAGAUACGUCUCAACACCGACUCAGUAGCUGAUGGAUUAAGUAGCUUAUCUCCCGUCUCUCCAUCUCUAGCAUCUCCUCCUUCUUUUCCAUCCCAAGAUGUGAGCAAAAGUGAGUUAUCAUGUGCCAAAACAGAUGCUAAAGGGAUGACGCCUCUAAGCCGCUCUGCUCCUACCAACCUCUACCUCGUUCACUCUGAUCACGCUUACCAGGCCACUGCUCCAAUGAACAUUCCAGGGUCAACCAAGUUCACGCCCAAUGGAAAUAGCUUUAGCAUCUCUUGGCAGUCUCCUCCAGUUACCUUCACUGGCGUUCCAGUUUCACCAACUCACACGCGCCCUGCAGGGAGUGGAGAACAAAAGCAACAGAUUCAGACAGUUCUGUCAUCACCACCUAGAGCAUCAGUUGGCCUAAGAAAACCUAGAGGAGAGGGAAAGAAAUGUCGCAAAGUAUAUGGGAUGGAGAACAGAGAUAUGUGGUGCACAGCUUGUCGUUGGAAAAAGGCCUGCCAGAGGUUCAUUGACUGAAGCAUGGAAACAAUACGGAAUCAUGUAUAGCAGGAUUUUCAUGCUGCAGCUGCACUGUGUGACUUUCCCCACAUCAUUCAGUGCUGGCUUUUACAGAAGGCUUGCACUUUAAAAGGAAAACAGUAGUACCCAAGGAGGAGUUCUCAAAUGCCUAUGUGCAGCAAUAUAGGAGAAACUAACAACAACAAAACCUUUUAAAAGUUUUGAAUCAGGGGCAGCUAUAUGUAUUUUUCUUUAAAAGAAGAAAAAUCCUUUUUAAUAAUCUUGAACAACUUGCCUGCCAGGACAUUUUGUUUUUCACACAGCAUCAUUGUCUGUUCUGAGAACUUUGGAAUCAGAAAAAGCAAAAAAAAACCAAGUGAUACUACUUUACCCGAAAUGGUUUUUUAAAAAGUGCAUACAUUGCAAGGGGGUUUCUACACUAUACUUUACAAAUGCAUAAGCUACAAUUUUCUCAAAAGCAGCUCUUUCAGAUAUGGUCAAUAUUUCUAAUGGGAUCAGAGUUGGUGCAGCAUCCUUGGCUUGUCCUUUAGGGUUAUUAGAAUAUUGUGUUGCUGGAAGGACAAGCAGCAUUGUGAAGAGAAUUUCAAGAGUGGUCUCAAACUUAGACCUGAAGCCUAAGUAUCACUUUUGUUUAUAUCCUAAAAGAGGAUACAUUUGGGGAAAUCACCAGCAGACCUAAACUAAAAAAUACAUCCACAAGCGGGAGAGGAGUCUGAUUUUAAAUGAACUUGGAUUGAAGUGAGCAUAAGAACAUAAUUUAUGAUUCAGGAUAUCUUCCCAGAAAUGAUCACAGGAGAACUCUUUGUACAUCUCACAGUGCUAAAGGCCUUGCUCCAAGUGAGUACGGGCAGCCAGCUAGACUUCAUAAGCUUUUAUUCAGGGAUGUGAUCCAACCCAGCCGCUUCCUUUCCUGCUUUUUAUGAGAAUACCAGAUGAACAGUUCGAUUUAAAAUGCAAAAUGCAUUAUUUUGGGCAAGGAGGAGACUACACGAAGACAACAGCUCCCUGCUUCAGCUUUCCAACAAGUAAAAUAUGAGUGCAGCAAAGCAGGUGUAUGUAUGUAAAAAGUCCAAUGAUUAUCAAGUUAUUUCAAGGUCAGAAAUAAAAGCCUUCACACUGGCUUGCACUUUGAUAGGUUUUUGUGCUUUAGUGUAAUUUAGUACUUUUUUGGCCCAUGAAAUGGCACGGAUUAUUUUAGUGUGAUAAAAAUUGAGCUAAUGUUUGAAAAUCGGUGGAGAUUUUGGGCACAGGUGUACUGGAAAGAUUGUCUCUGCAGGCCCUUCUAGUAAUAAAUGGGAUUAGUGCAAGAAUGCUACCAUAUAUUAAUUGCAGUGGGGCUUGUGCUCAAAAACAUUCUGGUGGGUUUUGCCCUAUGAUAUUAACUCCAGAGUGGUUUCCCAAAUUCAGAAAACAAGAGCAAGAAUGGGAGCCCAUGUGGAUGCUUAUUCCAACUGUUGUAUGGUGACAAGUCAUAGGCAAAGUUUAUUUUUUGGCUCAGAAGGACCAAUGAUCGGAACACAACACAAAUCUCUCUUACUAGACUAUCUCUACCUUUGACUAAGAGGGAGGAAAAAGCACAAGAUUUGGUUGGAAAAGAGAAUCUAUAGCUAGGGCUGAUCUUUAUGUGAACUUCAGUGCAAAACUACUAAAUUUAACAAAAGGACACUCAUUUUGCAGCAUUUCUAUAUAGUAGGCCUAGGAUUGCCUUCCAAAAUAAGUCUCUCUGGUUGAACAACUCUGCAUAGCAUUGUCAGGGUUCCCUUUGAUCUAAGCACUCACUACAGAUAUUCAUCCAGUUUUCUCUUAACACCUUCAAAGACGGAAAUUCUUUGUAUAUAUAGUACACAGUUGCCACCAGUCUUAACAACUAGGAAGUAUGGAGCAUGCCUAUCUUAAGACUUGUCAGUAAAAUAAACAGGCAUGAGCUGAAUACAAAUGAAAUAUUUUGUUUUCCUUAUGACUUGGUCUUCGUUUAUGUCUAGCCUAGCCAUCAGAGUUAAGAAAAAGAUUCAGGAAAAAACAAGGCUUUAUUUUAAACUAAUUAUUCAAUGCAUUCUCUUUCCAUGAUCAAGGAGCUAACUGCUAAUUUUAGAACUGUACUCCUGAUGCAACAGUUGCACCCUGUGUUCCAUCUUUUAAUGUGUUGAACUGUAGUCUUACUUUUGUGUUGCAGUACAUCUCUGGGUGUUCACAGUAAUCCAUUUGAAAUUUACCCAGUGGUGAUCAGCCGUAGCAUAACUUCUGUUCUGACUUGCUGCUCAGAAAAGAGUACAAACAUUAACCGUACCUUAAUGUUCAGUGCACAUCCAGAGGAAAGAGAAGGUACAGUUUUAUGGUUCAUUCCCAACUGUGUAUAGAAAAGUUGUAGUGCAUGUACUUUGCAUGCUAGAGAACUUGGGUUCAAUUCCUGAUUUUCCAUUUACACGAUUCCAGGUAGCAAGGCUACAAAGUGUAUCUGUGUGAGGCCUUGGAGAACAGCUGCCAUUUUGGAAUAAGAUAAUAUUGGGCUAAAUGGACCAAUGGUCUGACUCAGUCUAAUGUAACUUUAUAUGGUCAAUGUAACGUUCUUGUGAUAGAAAGAACAGAAGCUCCAGGAAAGUUCCGAGUGCUUUGCAAACUGAAAUAAUGGUAAUUUCCACACAUAGGCAAUCAUUUUCCGUUUGAAUAAGUGCUCCUUUUGGGAGUAUGUAGUCUUGAUUAUCUGCUACUUUUGGACCCUGUUUAAUUCACAAGGAUCUAUUCUAUUUCUGUGGUAUUUCAUAUCUAUUUUUACAGGACGAUAUUGCCAUACAAGUUGCAAAAUAACUCAUCAUCCAAAUAUAUUAUUAGUGUGACUGGAGAUAAUAGAACAGGAGGAAAUCUCUAUUUGCAGGGGUUGGGGUAUUAUGUAAUGUUCUAGGAAUCUGCAGCUGAUUUGGUUGCAUGUAUGACUGCAAAUUAAUUUUGGGGACUGUGGCAUUUGCCAAAUUAUUCUUGGUUGGCAUAACCCUCCUGCUAGGCAUAUUCCUCUAUGCUGGUGCUCUCAAAGCUAGAGUCAGGCCUUGACAAAUCUCGAUAAUUUGAUUUCAGAUUCCCAAGAGUUGAAGAUCAGUGUUUGACAUCUGAUCAUUUAGCAUUUUUGUAAUAUAGUUUUCAGCUCAGCACUCUGAACUCAUAAGGGCUAGAAACUUAUUUUAAAAAACUGAAACAUAAUCAGGAGAAUGC
Molecule: messenger RNA, 4785 nt
Organism: Elgaria multicarinata webbii
Lineage: Eukaryota; Metazoa; Chordata; Lepidosauria; Squamata; Anguidae
Gene: ZNF704
Product: zinc finger protein 704
Exons: 9
Coding region: 1-1578 (525 amino acids)
Biological process (GO): regulation of transcription by RNA polymerase II
Cellular component (GO): nucleus
Molecular function (GO): DNA-binding transcription factor activity; RNA polymerase II cis-regulatory region sequence-specific DNA binding
Source: RefSeq, a predicted model, not a curated record